Molecule: messenger RNA, 3637 nt
Organism: Labeo rohita (rohu)
Lineage: Eukaryota; Metazoa; Chordata; Actinopteri; Cypriniformes; Cyprinidae
Gene: golga7bb
Product: golgin A7 family, member Bb
Exons: 5
Coding region: 150-626 (158 amino acids)
Biological process (GO): peptidyl-L-cysteine S-palmitoylation; protein targeting to membrane
Cellular component (GO): palmitoyltransferase complex
Source: RefSeq, a predicted model, not a curated record
UUUCUGUACUAGUCACUCCUCCUCCAUCAGUAGGACGCUGCUCCACCCUCUCCAGCGCGUUCAUCUCUCCGUCCGUUACUGUCCCACGAGUGGAAAGGAUUUCAGCACCGGGACAGAUCCACCACACAUCAACCACCGUCUCAGGCAUCAUGGCGACAGAGUUUCACAACCUUCAGGAGCUGCGUCACAGUGCGUCUCUGGCCACCAAGGUCUUCAUUCAGAGAGACUACAGUGACGGCACCAUCUGCAAAUUCCAGACCAAGUUCCCCACAGAGCUGGACAGCAGGAUCGAGAGGAGCCUCUUUGAAGAAACGGUGAAGACCCUCAACUGCUAUUAUGCAGAGGCUGAAAAGAUUGGCGGUCAGUCCUACCUGGAAGGCUGCCUGGCUUGUGCUACGGCCUACAUCAUCUUCCUGUGCAUGGAGACACGCUAUGAAAAGAUCCUUAAAAAGAUCAGCAUGUAUAUUCAGGAGCAGAAUGAGAAGAUCUAUGCACCCAGAGGUUUGCUCCUCACAGACCCCAUCGAGAGAGGCAUGAGAGUGAUCGAAAUCUCCAUCUUUGAAGACAGUGGCUCCACCAGCUCUAGCUCCAGUGGAAGUUCUCCGUCCAGUAGCACGGCUCAAUGACUGGAGGAGCAGCACCAGGGGUACGGGUACAGGAGCGCCAGUACGCUCCCUAAAAUCCGCAUGUUGAAACAUGAGAGCACCAGAUUUUAAAGAGAGAGAGCGAAAGUACAGGUACUGCUUACUCACUCGCUUCUUCCAAACAACAAGCGCAAAGCCAGGAGCUUUAACUCACAAACACACCUCCCUAUCCCCACUUUAUUUAAUUCAACCACCUCUGCAUUUCCAUUAGUGACAGACAAAUGUUGAUCAGACGCCCUCAAUACAGAAAUAAAGAGGGCUAGCAGACGGGUACAAUGGAUGGAGUGCUUCCAACAGGUUUCUCACCAUGUGUUAGCUCUGGAAAAUCCAUAUUGAGAUGAUUCUGAAAUGAGUGCUAGUUUCUAGCUAGCCUAAGUAAAGUCUAGUGUUAUAUUCGUAUCAUUGAGCUAUUAUUAUAUAAUUUUUAUUUAAGGUGCAGUAUGUAAUAAUAUUAACAGCUAGCAGUUGAAAUGGGUCCAAAUUCAAAAUAUCGGAGAGAGUUGUUUCUCCUGCCCAUUCCUCAGAUUCUAUGCUCACAAGGGUUGCCAGAUUGAGGACUGAGGGCAAUUAACGAUGGAAAAGGCCUUACACUGUAAGUUGAUGAGUCAUUUUAAUAUACCUCUAAGUAGAAUCGAUGUGAAUGCUUCUCUGAUGCAGGUCGUUUGCAAUACGCUGUGUUUUCAACCAACUGGCAACUCGGGGUGUCGAAAUGCUAUUGGCAGUGGGUGGAAUCACAAAAAAAAAAAGACAUUCUGACACAGAAUGCACAUUUUAUGGUAGAAUAACUGGCUGUAACAUUGCUUUUCAGAGAAACAAGUAUGUGACCUUAACAUAUUUCCUAAAUAUCUGCAAGCAUAUUACAGUAUUUAUAUGCUUUAGUGCAGUCAAAAAAUUACAUACAGCACCUUUAAUAUUUUGAAUCAGAUUUUUUAUUUCCUACUUUCCUAUUAAUUAUAGUUGAAGUUUUAAUUUGUUUUUUGUUUUGUCAUUUUUAUUAGUUUUUGUUAUUUUAAAAUAUCUCUAUUUAUUUAUUUUUUGCUAAAUUAUCAAUUUUUUUUGUAUUUUAGUAGAUCAAAUUAAACUAAAUGAAAAUGAGAAAUGUUGCCUUAGAAGUUUUUUUAUAUUUUAUUUCAGUUAACAUUUAUUUCAAGUAAGUUUUAGUUAAUUAUAAUGACCUUGGUCUGGUCAAGUCACUGUUAUUUAUGAAGUGCUUUCUACAAUAGAUUGUUUCAAAGCAGCUUCAUGGUAAUAAACAGGAAAGUAACAGAAUCAGUGAUGCAAGCUUUAAAUAUUAGACAAAUCCAAAUUCUGCUUCUAAAAAGUCAAUAUUGUGAUUAUUCACCUCCAGUCCAUUCAGUGUUGAUUCUGUUUUACUCAAUAACUGCAACCUGCAUCAAUUAUGAAACAAAUUAAUUUAAGCUAUAAGCAGAUAAUGAUAAUAACAAAAAUAAUGUUGAUGAUCCAGAAUUUGUCAAUUUUGAAACAUCUGAUUCAGUUAAAUUAGCUGAUUUACCAGCUAAUGUGUUCCGAAAAACAUCUUAAACUAAUAUGACCAGCUGAUACACUGUUAAAAAAAGAAAAAAUUUGAGUCAACUUAUAAUAAUUUGUUACCCUGCUGCUCAAAUAAGUUUAGUUAACUUGAAAUGUUAAGUUGUACUAAGUGACAACUUAGAUAUUUGAAUUGUCUAAACAAAAAUUAGGUUUAUUAAACUUAAAGGCUGGGCCUGUUACCCAGCUGCCUUAGAUAUUUGAGUUGAUUCAACUUAAACUUUUAAGUUGUCACUUAGUACAACUUAACAUUUCAAGUUUACUAAACUUUUUUGAGUUGACUGAACUUAAAAUUUUAAGGCAGCCAGGUAACAAAUUAUUUUAAGUUGACUCAACAAAUUGUUUUUUGUUUUUUUUUCUACAGUGUAGCUGGUUUCUUGCUGGUCUAAGAUGGUUCCAAAACACAACAACCAGCUUAAGCUGGAUUUUCCAGCAGGGCUUUGGUGCUUAUUUAGUUUGGACAGUGACUGUGCUCUCUUUAUUCAUCCCCAUGAUGUACCGCAGUGCCAAUUUUAGCCGUGCUUCAGUUCACUGGCAGUCUUGACCCUUUGCAGCACUCCAGACUCAUGUUCCUUCUGUUAGUUCCACCACAUACCUGCACCUCAGAGGUUCAGUGUUUGGUGUCAUGGACAAUAUGCCCAAACCGGGCAAAGAUCUCCUCUGCUUGUGGAGAAUAAUAGCAAAUGUUUCUUUAUUGUAUUUAUUAAUUUAUUUUUUACAUAACUUUUUUUUUUUGAACGAUAAACUCUACCUCUGGUUUGUGCUUGUGCAGGGAGCUGAGGGAGCCAGUGUAGAAAGUAGCAGGUCCAACAUGCAGUAUAAAUGCACCUUAGAUAAAGUUUAUUUUGACUGAUCUACUUCAGAGAAGAUUGACUCACCAGCUGUUCGGAAUGAGCUGAGAGAUUUUUCAUUGCUCUUGUUGGUUACAUGUUAAGCAUAUUUGCUAGACUCUUAGACAUAACUCAUGCAAGUAUGCAUACUCAUUAUUCUCUUAAAAGAAAUAACGACCCUUUUCAUAGUCGGCUAUGACUGGAUUCCAUUCAGUUUAGGAGUUUAUUGAAGUGGACAGUAAUAGUGCAGUAUUCAUUGUGCCAGGAAAGAAGCGAUGAGCUUUCUAUUUAAAGCAAUACUUGAAUAUAUUAAGACUAAUAUAUAUAUAUAUAUAUCAAUGAGGUAUCAUAUAUAAAUUAUCAUUGUUAGGGAAUCAAAUGAAGGUUUUUGCACAUGCAAAGAGGCACAACUGCUUAUUUGCACAAAAAAUGUACAAGUUGUUAAGGCCCAUCGUUGUAAUUUUGUAGCAUUCAUUAACUAAGUUAAAGCAAGAAUGUAACUAAAUAUUUAGCAUUGUAUGGGACUAAAGGUAACAGAGACCUGGUCUUUGAUCCCUCUAAUAUUGAGAUUAGUGGUCAGUAUCUGUGGUGAUUGUGGUUCUAGAAUAAGCUGAA